AUGGAGAAACAAAAAAGAGGACAAAAUACUAGGGGAAACAAACAGAUCGAGAAACAACCUCCAAAUGAAGCAAAAGAUGGUUCAAAUAAUAAGCAACAGUUGCAGAGAGGGAGGGAGAUUCAGAAUAAUAAAAGAAAUGUGAAUAGAAAUAGAAGAGGUCAAAGUGAACCUCCUCAAACAAUGUUCAAGCCUACAGGAGUUAUUUUUGGUCUAGAUAAGCCUUGGCCUAUUAGUGGAGCUCAGACGAAUGGGGACAAUAAUAAGGAACAACACAAGAAUAACUUCAACAAGGAGGAGGAAGAGGAAAGAUUAAAAUCUACAAAGGGGCAGAAGAAUGCCCAUGAUGAUAGUAAUACUAGCUUCAAAUCCUUCAUGAUAGAUGAACCUGACAAAUUGGAAGUUGUUCUGUUUGAGGAAGGCUGGGAAUCCGCAGGGAAAAGGAAAAAUAGAAGGUUUGAUAGUAAAAGAGAACCAGAGAAAAUAAAGAAAAACCAGGAAAAUCUCAUUACGCAAAACAGUUUCGAUGAGCUACUUCAAGAAGGAAAUUUAGAUGUUGGCAAAUCUGCCCCGGUGGAAGGAGAAGAAGGGAAUCACGAAAACGAAGAUGAAUGGGCUGAGGUAACCUCUUCGUCUGAAGAAGAAAACACCUCGGAUGAAUCUGACGAAGAAGAUUCGGAAGAGGAAGAGAGUGGUACUGAUGAGGAUAACGUGAAGAAAACCAGUUUUAAAGAAGAUAUUCCGUGUCUGAUUAGAGAAGCUGCUGAAAAUAAGAAUCCCAAGCGAGAAAUUGACAAUGCAGCAGAAGGUAACAGUAAGAAGAUCAAUAUUACAAAAAAUCAAAAGAAGGAAUCCAAAAAAUCAUCCAAGCAUCCAGGUAAUGUUUAA
Lycium barbarum (goji berry) is the source of this 885-nucleotide messenger RNA. Its product is annotated as histone H2A.Z-specific chaperone CHZ1-like. The record is from RefSeq and is a predicted model, not a curated record. The transcript is spliced from 2 exons. Lineage: Eukaryota; Viridiplantae; Streptophyta; Magnoliopsida; Solanales; Solanaceae. The coding region runs from base 1 to 885 and encodes 294 amino acids.